AUGGCUCAGACUUGUGCAUGGGUACUCGAGCAGACUGCCGCAGAUAUAACCAGGAAGAACGAAGAAACACUGCGAUGGGUUCACCAGCAACAAGGACAAGGACCCUCACGGUUGCAGACCGAAACCUUCCAGAGGAAUGGCAUCGAUAGUCCUUCACAUCCUGUGGAAUUCAUCGAAGUGUUUACUGUCGAGCUUGGAGAUCUACGCCUCACGCAGGAGACGUGGAGAGCGGCAGAACGAUGGCAAAGAGAGGCGGAAAGGGUUGUUGCGGAAGAAAUGCGACGGCUUCGAGCAGCACGACUGGCGACGGAGCGAUGCAAGCUAGCAUAUGAGAGGAAAAAGGCAGAGGAUGAGGCAAGAGAACGCAGACGGCGAGGAAGAGAAAGCGAAAGAAUGAAGAUGAGAAACGAUGGGGCAGAUCGGAGUGCAUGGGAUACCUACGAGGCUCGAUGGGCGACGAUCGCGUCGAACGCAGGGUCAGCGGAGACACUGACUUUCGAGACAAUACCCUGGCCGGUAUUCACUGCACCACGAUCCGCGGAUGAUAUCAGGCCGGGACGGGUGGCCAUGUUCAUCCUAUCUCCUGUUCAUUCCCAGGGCCAAUCACGGAAAGAACGAAUCCGAGCAGCAUUACGGCGAUGGCACCCAGAUCGGUUUGGCCGAUUGCUCUCCCGUGUCGAAGAGCAAGACAAAGCGAUAGUCGAAGAAUGUGCCGGACAUGUUAUUCGCUGUCUGAAUAAUCUACUAGAGAGGCAAACCUAG
Fibroporia radiculosa is the source of this 762-nucleotide messenger RNA. RefSeq lists its product as uncharacterized. The record is from RefSeq and is a predicted model, not a curated record. The coding region runs from base 1 to 762 and encodes 253 amino acids. Gene Ontology annotation, biological process: canonical NF-kappaB signal transduction. NCBI's taxonomy places the organism in Eukaryota, Fungi, Basidiomycota, Agaricomycetes, Polyporales, Fibroporiaceae. The transcript has a single exon.